Molecule: messenger RNA, 1600 nt
Organism: Anolis carolinensis (green anole)
Lineage: Eukaryota; Metazoa; Chordata; Lepidosauria; Squamata; Anolidae
Gene: mrps18a
Product: mitochondrial ribosomal protein S18A
Exons: 6
Coding region: 59-637 (192 amino acids)
Biological process (GO): mitochondrial translation
Cellular component (GO): ribosome; mitochondrial small ribosomal subunit
Molecular function (GO): small ribosomal subunit rRNA binding; structural constituent of ribosome
Source: RefSeq, a predicted model, not a curated record
CUGGAGUUCGCCGCCAACCAAUAGGCGUUGAGACCGGCGGCAGCAGAGGAAGGCAAAGAUGGCGGCUGCCGUGGCGCUGCUCUCCGGUUGCCGAGGCCUGGUUUCCGGGUUGCUAUGGGGCGGCUGGGCCAGGGUCUCGUCCCGGGGGCUCCGGCAAGUUGUAGAAAGGACAGAAGGAAACACAACUGUUAUUGAAGGCAAGAUUCUUGAAGUUGUAGAAGCUCCAACUCCUCCAAAUCCCUCUGGGCAGUGUCCUAUCUGUCGCUGGAAUCUGAAGCACAAAUACAAUUUUGAAGACGUCUUGUUGCUUAGUCAGUUCAUACGCUCUGAUGGAGGGAUGCUGCCUCGGAGGGUCACGGGCCUUUGUACAGUAGAGCAUAAGAAGAUUGCAAUAUGUGUCCAAAUGGCUCAUCGAGCAGGUUUGCUGCCAAAUCAUAGGCCUAAACUUCCAGAAGGUUUUGUUCCAAAAAAUAAGAAGCUACCUCUCAACAGGUAUCUUACCCGAUAUUCUAUCAAAUCUAUGAAGCCCAUCUACAACAAGGGCCGAAAGUGGUGCAAGGUUCCUAUGCCGAUAUCACAUCCCAUCCUCAGAGAUAAUGUUAAUUAUGGAUCAAAGCCUCUUCGGUUUAACCACUAAAGUAAAUUAAGGAGCUGUACUGGCAGUACGUUGCAACAAUUCAAUCAGUACAACAUUUCAAUAAUUUCUAUCUCUCUUACAUUCUAGAAGAGAAAGGGGGUGUUUCAUUCUGGCUAGAAGCAUGCAGAAAUUAGAUAAAAGGCAAUUUACUGAUAGCUUCACAAUAACUUUUUUGUAUUUAAAUCUUAAACUCUUCAAGUAAACUCCUGUGUAAAAUGCCAUUUUAGUUCUUAUUAUUUUUCACCCUAACAAGUACAAGAAUAUUUUAAUCACUAGUUAAUGUCUUAAUUCACAGUAAUGUUUGCUUAGAUGGUGGCAGCCAAUGCUUUUUGCAGUUUUGCUAGUGUGUGUUGGCACUUAAAUAGAAAGCAAAUGUGAUUUUCUAGGAGAAACAUGGUCAUGUAUGUUCUACAAGAGGAAUUGCACAGACAAGUAGUACUCCACCAGGUACAAUAUAUGCAAUAUGCAUCUUGUUGGAGUAAUAAUAAUGUAAAAAGAACACUUCCUGAUCAGACGAAAGAUCUAUCAAAUCAACAUUCUCAAACUGCUCCUGGGAGCCCUUGGGGCUCUGCGAGAGGUGCUCAGGAUCUCUGCAGGCACAGCACCUCCUCUGGGGUUUCUGCUAUUAGUAGUUUUAGUAUUAUUAUUACAAAGGCUGGAUGGCUAUCUGUUGGGGUGCUUUGUGUUUUUCCUGCAUGGCAGAAGGGGAUUGGACUGGAUGGCCCCAGGGGUCUUCCAGUUAAAUAGUUAAAUUUAUGUUGGUUAAAAUUGUUCUUCAUUUUAAAUAUUAUUAUUUUUUGCAUUUUUGUGAAUUAGUUCACAUAAACACUCACCUGGCCCAUGCCUGACACACAUAAAAUAUAUAAACAUUUCUUGGGGCUCAACGAGAAACCUUUGCUUCAAAAAGGGCUCCACAGCGGAAAAAGUUUGAAAACCCCUGGUAUAAAGAAAUAGUCCACUGCU